This is a messenger RNA of Labeo rohita (rohu), 1948 nucleotides long. RefSeq lists its product as uncharacterized. Gene Ontology annotation, molecular function: ATP hydrolysis activity; GTP binding. The coding region runs from base 51 to 1655 and encodes 534 amino acids. Lineage: Eukaryota; Metazoa; Chordata; Actinopteri; Cypriniformes; Cyprinidae. The transcript is spliced from 3 exons. The record is from RefSeq and is a predicted model, not a curated record.
UUAGUAGAGGACGCAUACAAAAUUGUGAGACACAGACUCUUCAGUACAUCAUGGAAACAGUCAUGACAGAUUCACUGCCAUUGUCUGCAAGGUGUGAAGACAUGGAUACCCCAAUAAAAUUAGAGCUUAGUGAAAUUCUUACAAACUGUAAAUCAAUAAAAGGACCCACUACAAGAUUUUUACUCAACAUAACAAAAAUAUCUGAAGGAGAAUUACUGAGGAAAAAGAGACUGGGAGAAAAAAAUGAUGACAAACCUCAUAAGGUCAUACUGAUGGUUGGGGAAACGGGAUCAGGGAAGACUGCUCUCAUCAAUGCAAUGAUCAAUUACAUCAUGGGUGUCAGAUGGGAACACAAGAUUUGGCUUCAGAUAGCUGAACACCAGACGGAGUCUUAUACAGCAGCAGUGACUGUUUAUGAGGUUUAUGUGCCGGACAGUCAGUUCUCUCUCACUGUUAUCGACACACCUGGAUUUGGUUCCACAGAAGGCCGUGAUAAAGACAAACUCAUUCCUGAAGCUCUACAGCAGUUGUUCAGAUCUGAGGAUGGCAUUCAUGAAAUUCAUGCAGUGUGUCUCGUGCUGAAGGGUUCAGAUGCUCGGCUACAUGAGAGACAGCGAUAUAUUAUGGAUGAAAUUUUCUCAUUAUUUGGAAAGGAUAUAGAAGAUAACAUUGUGGUAUUAAUUACAAACUCUCAUGAAACUGUCCCCAAAAAAUCCCUGAAUUUCAUUAAAGCAGCCCGGAUUCCAUGUGCAAAGAAGAAAGAUGGUCAACCUGUUUAUUUUAAGUUUGACAACUGUCAGAGUGAUUGUAUUGAUGAGGAAGACAGAGAGAGUUACAAAGCAUCAUGGGAUGGUGGAAUCGAAAAUUUUAAGCAGUUCUUAGCUUAUCUGAAUAGGAUAAAUGCAAAAAGCGUAAAUAUGACAGAAGGUGUGCUUAGAGCCCGAAAACAACUGAAUGCUACAAUUAGCAACUUAAAGGACAAAAUCAAACUGGCAGAGCAGAGAAAAAAAGAGCAACAGCAGUCGAAAGAGGCAUUGGAGGACUUAAAAGAAUACAGAAGAACCAUGAAUGAGUUUAAAUACGAAGUGGAUGAAAUCACUCUAGAAAAAGUCUCCAUAGAGUCAAAAUGGUGGCACUUCACCACUCAGGCAACCUGCUGCACUAUUUGCAAGGAGAACUGCCACUAUCCAGGAUGCUGGUGGGUCACUAAUCUCUCAUGGUGUAGUGUAAUGACAAAGUGGGGAACAUGCUCAGUCUGUAGGGGAAAGUGUCACUACACUGAACAUGUGAAAGAAGAUACAAUCUAUGAGGUUGUCCAUCGUAAGGUCCAAAGAACAGAAGAAGACAUGAAGAACAAUUAUGAAAAGAAAUAUGAAGAGAAUGAGAGUUUGCUGAAAACACUAGAGAAUGAUAUCCAGCAGAUAGAGGCAGAGAAGAUCAGGCUGGUGGAAGAGUGUUAUCAGUGUUUGGAGAAGUUAAUGGAGACGGCAUUGAAAUCUACAUCCAUGUCCUCGAUCCAACAUCUGGACUUCAUGACUGAGAAAGUGAAGGAAACUGGGAAACAAGAAAGAGUUCAUAAACUUGAGGAUCUUAAGAGAAAAGCUCAGGAGGAAAUAAGGGGAGAUUACACAGUGAUAAGAAUGACUAAUUCUUAGAAUAUACACUUCAGAUACGCAGUAUGGUUCACUCAUAAAUAAUUGCAUAAAUAAAAUCAUAAUAUGUACAUUGUGUUUGUCAUUUACUGUGAUUUACAGUAUUAUUGUUAUUGCAUACAUUUACAUAUAAAAGUAAUAACUGUAAACAUUAUAUUACAAAUGACAUAUGUGCUAUCAUACCAAGGCAAUAAAACCAUACCAAGGCUGAUGUACACCCACAGCCCAAAUGGUAAGGCUUAAGUACCCCUUCAUUGACACUGACAUAUUGACAACUUUACAGAAAUGCAUUUUAA